AUGUCACCGACUCUACCGCCAUUCGCACCAUUCCCAGACUCGUCAUGGAAGAGUCGCAUCAGCACCAGCGAGUGGGACAGCUGUCUCUCAAUCUGGGUGGCCCUCAUCGAGGCACACCUCUCUCAGCCGGAUAAUGUCUUUGCUCAGACCGCCGCCCAGGACGAGUCGAUAUCUCCCUUUCUCGCGCCCCUGAUCAGUGAGGUGGCUGUCUCUGGCCCGUCAACGCUCGGCACGUCGCCAGCAGCGUCGACCCUCUUGAGACAGGUUUUUCGGUUCUCCGCGAGACUGCUCAGGUGUCCGCAGACGCCUCCCGCUCUGCUCCGAUGGGAAUUCCUCGCCGACUUCUCCCGUGUGUUCCCCAGGAAGAGGACCACGCCUGUCCUUGAUCACAUCUUUUCAAGGAACAAGAACACACCGGAAGUCUCCCUGCAAGGUCUCAAGAAGGCCCUGAUUGCCGGACUCGAUGCCGGCAUCAAGGGCGAUCUCGGCGCGGUGGAGGCCCGGCUCAAGCGCCUCAACCAUCUUCUCCAUGCGUCACCAGCCGCUGCUGCUUUCUUCAUGGCCGGAACAGACUUUCUCGACGGUCUGAUUAGCUGCUACAAGAUCAUGAACCCGCCACUGCGCAAGGCCAUCAUUACCACCGCCUAUUUGUGCCUGGCCGGUCUGACCGAGGGCGACCAUCCAAACUUCUCGCUGCUGAGUGACCAGCUGUACUCGCUCAAGGCAGCUGCCGAUGCUCACAAGGCGGGGCCGAUCAACGCCAAUGACUCGAUGGUGCCGGAGCUCAUCACGACGACUCCCAUCCUGAAGCACGUGCUGGCACAGCUGGAGAAGGCGGGCAACUCGGCCACGAGGAUCAAAUCCGUCAUUGCCAGCCUCGAGUCCUACCGCAAGCCAGGGGGCAUGGUCAGGCCCAAAAAGUUUAUCAAGCGCAAGAUCGACAAGGGAAAAGGUCCCAUGGACGUCAGCAAGGAUUCAGAGUUUCAAGAGAUGCGUAUCCAUCGUAUGAGCCAGAUCUCCCAGAUCCAAGACCUCUUUCCGGGACUCGGAUCUGGCUUUGUCUCACUGCUGCUAGACGAGUAUGGCAACGACACCGAGCAGGUCAUUGCGCAUUUGCUGGAAGAGGACUUACCGCCACAUCUCGGGUCGGCCGAUCGAAGCAAGGAAUUAUCUCCCGAGCGCCCUCGGCGGAGGAGCUCAUUGGCACCGAGGUCGACGCCAACACAACUCCCCACGCGCCACAACAUCUACGACAACGACGAUCUUGACGAACUGAACGUGGACAUGGGGAAUCUGCAUUUUGGCAAGCGGGGCGCCGACAAGACCGCCGACGACAUCCUCGCGGACCGGUCCACGGCACCCAACAAGGCGGCCAUCUUAUCCGCGCUCUCGCUGUUUGACGCCGACGACGACGAGCGUGACGAUACAUACGACGCGGUCGACGCCGGCAUGACGGUCAACGAUGCCCUUGCCGACGAUGCCGACGACCAGAAGCGCCAGUCGGCGAUUGAGGAGGUCCUUUUCAAGGCGUACCAGGCCAACCAGCAGGUAUUUGAGCGGGAUGCCGACACGCGGAGAAGCACCGCCAGGUCGACCCUCAGAGGGGAGACAGGCAUGACGGACGAAGCCAUCGAGGGAUGGGGUCUGAUGUUGGGCCGCGACCCGGGGCGACUGAAGCGCCUGGAGCUCAAGUUCAGCGCCUUUAGUGGCAGUCAGACGAUACUGGAGUCGACAGCAUGGAGAGCAGGCAACGAGGACUCGGAAGGCGACGGUGCGGGGCGGGGCAGAGGACGGGGCCGUGGGCGAGGAGGAGGAGGUGGUGGUCGCGGUCGUGGGGGCGGCGGCGGCGGUCGUGGAGGCAACGUCGCGGGGCCGACUGGAGACAAAGACACGGAGAAUGCACGAAGGAGGAAGGAGUCGAACAAAGGGUCACGAGCAAACCACAACCGGCGAGACCAGCGAGCACGCAAGAUGGCUCGUGGUGGCGGGAUGGCAGGGUAA
Messenger RNA from Microdochium trichocladiopsis, 2001 nucleotides. RefSeq lists its product as uncharacterized. Gene Ontology annotation, molecular function: ubiquitin binding. Bases 1 to 2001 code for a protein of 666 amino acids. NCBI's taxonomy places the organism in Eukaryota, Fungi, Ascomycota, Sordariomycetes, Xylariales, Microdochiaceae. The transcript has 2 exons. The record is from RefSeq and is a predicted model, not a curated record.